This is a messenger RNA of Pyrus x bretschneideri (Chinese white pear), 1335 nucleotides long. RefSeq names its product glutaredoxin-C1. Gene Ontology annotation, biological process: anther development; negative regulation of DNA-templated transcription. The transcript has a single exon. The coding region runs from base 649 to 1029 and encodes 126 amino acids. Gene Ontology annotation, cellular component: nucleus; cytoplasm. The record is from RefSeq and is a predicted model, not a curated record. NCBI's taxonomy places the organism in Eukaryota, Viridiplantae, Streptophyta, Magnoliopsida, Rosales, Rosaceae.
AACUCUCUUCUGAAAAAGCCUGACCUUCAUGUCUCCUUUCCUCUCUAUAUUAUAAGCUCUCCUGUUUGUAUUAUUAUUCUCCAUUAAUUUUAAAAUUUAUUCAAAGUAAUAUAAGAAAAUCUGAUUUUUUUUUUUUUUUUAUAAAUAUUAUUGCAUGAAGAGGAAUUAAAGAAAACUUGCAUGCGCUGACGACUACAAUAUUAGAUUUAAACCCACUAUUUUUAUCCUUAUUCCAAGAAUACCCAUUAAAUAAAUAAAUAUAACGGAAGGUUAAAAAAAAAAAUAAUAAUAAUAAAAAGAGCUUGAAAUAUGUUUAAUGACAAAAAUAUGUUGCAAGUAAAUAGUAUUAGAAGUAACUUUUAAGGGUAAAAUUGUCAUUUUACGUUAAAGUAAACAGUACCGAGAGUGUUUCUUUAAAACUUCCUAAAAAAAAAAAAAAAAAAACCCCUUCAAAGUUGAACCGAUAGGCCUAUAAAUACAGACCCUCUUCUCCUCCAUUCCUCACCAAAACCUCACUUACUCAUAUUACUACUCCUCUGAACUCCCAAGUACUUAGCCAAAAAGCGGCUUUUCUAGUCUGAUAUCUAUACAUUCCUUCACUUCACUUCAACCCAAACCCUAACCUCCUCAACAAUUUAAGCUAGCACAAUGCACUACCAGGCCGAGUCAUGGGGCUCCUACAUGCCUACAGGAACCUCCAUGGGCAUGGAGGACCCUCUGGAGCGCAUAGAGCGGAUGGCGUCGGAGAGCGCGGUGGUGAUAUUCAGUAUAAGCAGCUGCUGCAUGUGCCACGCCAUCAAGCGCCUCUUCUGCGGCAUGGGCGUCAACCCUACUGUGUACGAGCUGGACGAGGACCCCAGAGGUAAGGACUUGGAGAGGGCGUUGAUGAGGCUGCUUGGGACCUCCUCCGCCGUCCCCGUCGUCUUCAUCGGUGGAAAACUCAUCGGCGCAAUGGACAGAGUCAUGGCCUCUCAUAUCAACGGCACUCUUGUUCCUCUUCUCAAAGAGGCCGGAGCUCUCUGGCUCUGAGAUUGUUCGUUCUCUUCUGUCUUGAAAUUGUUUUUGUUGUAAGAAAGAAGGGAAAACAAAAUCAUGAUUUGUACUGCUACUUAAUUAAUUACAUAAGGGCAGGCAGGCAGAGGAAGAGGAGUGGCUUUUGUGAGUCCACCUCCGUUUUGGACACUAAUUAAUCACUAAUGUCACUUAAUUAGAUAGUUAAUUGUUCAUCUGGGUUUUGCUUUUUCUUUUCUCGAGUGUGUUGGACUGUCUUCGGGCUUUUACUGUGGGCCUUCAGAGAUGUGUAAUUGCUCCCUCCUCUGUAUACAAAAAAAUGGG